UUCUAUCCAAAAAUUCAUCAUUGUCAUCAUCAUCAUCAUCAUGGAUCCAAUAAAAUUAAUGAAUUCAUCACAUACAUAUUAUAAUGAACCACAAUUAGAAGCAUUACCAUUCUAUCCAUGGCAAAUAAUAUUGAUUAUGAUCUAUUCAACAACGGCAUUCAUUUCAUUGGGCAGUAAUGCAUUAACAAUCAUCAUAUUAUUACGUAAUGAACAAGUGUCCACUGAAUUAUGGAAAUUUUUGCUCAAUCUAUCAAUAUCGGAUAUAACGAUGGCAUUAUUUUGUAUACCAUUCACAUAUACAAAUUAUAUGCUAGGUAGAUGGAUAUUUCCACAUUUUUUAUGUCCAAUCAUACCAUUUUUUCAAGUGACCGCUGUUUCCGUAUCAAUUUGGACAUUGACAAUCAUUGGUAUUGAUCGAUUUUUUGCCAUUAUUUAUCCAUUUCGUUCAAUGUUAUGGCUGAAAAGACAUAAAAUAACGACAAUAUUUUCCAUUUGGUUAUUCGGUGCAUCAAUUGCAUCACCAUUAUUAUUCUAUUCACGUAUAGAAUCAUUUCAAUAUCGUGGUGAAAAUUAUGAUGAUUGUCGUGAACAAUUCAGUAAUGAUGGUGGCCGUAUUUAUACUAUAUUCAUAUUUUUGUUCACAUUUUUUUUACCAAUUAUGGCAUUAAUAUUUGUUUAUGCAAGAAUAUGUAUACAUCUUAUACGUAAUACAACCGUUCCUGGUAAUCCGGAUCAAAAUCGAGAUAAAUAUUGUGUGAAUAAAAAAAUAAAGGUAAUCAAAAUGUUGGUCACAAUAGUCGUAUUAUUUGCCAUGUGUUGGUUUCCCAUACAUCUAUUUCAAUUAUUAGUUUGGUUUCAUCCAACCAUACAGAAUCAAAAGACAACAUUCUCAUAUUAUCUUUAUGUUGGAUCAUAUUUUGUUUGCCAUUGGUUAGCCAUGGCACAUUCAUUUGUCAAUCCAUUUGUAUAUUGUUUUAUGAGCGGAAAUUUUCGGCAGAGUUUGGGAAAAACAUUAAGUCGUUGUUGGCCAAGAUUAUUCCAGAAGAAUAAUUCAAAUUAUCAUUCCACAACAAUUACAUUGGAUCCAAAUCAACAUAAUCAUCAUCAUCAU
Molecule: messenger RNA, 1111 nt
Organism: Dermatophagoides farinae (American house dust mite)
Lineage: Eukaryota; Metazoa; Arthropoda; Arachnida; Sarcoptiformes; Pyroglyphidae
Product: neuropeptide FF receptor 2
Biological process (GO): G protein-coupled receptor signaling pathway
Cellular component (GO): plasma membrane
Molecular function (GO): neuropeptide Y receptor activity
Source: RefSeq, a predicted model, not a curated record